Molecule: messenger RNA, 1212 nt
Organism: Aureobasidium vineae
Lineage: Eukaryota; Fungi; Ascomycota; Dothideomycetes; Dothideales; Saccotheciaceae
Source: the annotation of a GenBank genome assembly
AUGCAUCUCUCAGCUCUUGUUGUCGCCUCAUUGGCGUCUACCUGCCUCUCGGCUCCCAGCGCGAGUGUGGAACAGCAACCAAUUGGCGCUUCGGAGCCCAACAGUAUCGGCUCAACAUGGACCAAGGAACUGAUUUCGCUGCAUCGUCACCUCAUCUCGACCGAGUCCAUCAGCGGCAAUGAGUAUGAUGUUGGACAACGGCUGUCCGAUUACUUGAAGCACGAAGACUGGACCAUUGAGACGCAGAAGGUCAACAACGAUAGCUCGCGUCUCAACAUUCUUGCCUAUCCUGGCAAGGUCCGUAAUGCCGACCUGCUCAUCUCAAGCCAUAUCGACACUGUUCCUCCAUUUUAUCCUUACAAAAUUCACUCCAAUGACUCUGAGACCAUCAUCUCUGGGCGUGGAAGUGUGGAUGCCAAAGCAUCUGUCGCUGCUCAGAUCAUCGCUACCAAGAAGCUUCUGGCCGAGAAGAAGCUGAAGCCUGAUGACGUUGCCCUUCUUUACGUUGUCGGUGAAGAGGUUCAUGGUGAUGGUAUGCGUGCUGCCAAUGCAUUGGAAUUGACACCAAAGACGAUAAUCUUUGGCGAGCCAACUGAAGGCAAGCUUGCAGCUGGUCACAAGGGUAUGCUGGGCUUUACUCUGAAUGCGUUUGGAAAGGCAGCACACAGUGGUUACCCAUGGUUGGGUCGCAGCGCAAACGAGGUCCUCGUCCAAGCACUCUCUGCCUUGAUGCAGCUCAGUCUCGAGCUACCCAAGAGCGACAAGUACGGUUCCACAACCAUCAACAUCGGCAAGAUCGAAGGUGGAGUAGCAGGCAACGUCGUCGCCCAAAACGCCAGCGCUCAGAUUGCCAUCAGAAUCGCAGCAGGCACACCGGACGAGAUUGGCAAGUGUGUGCACAAGGCCAUCAAAGCCGCAACAGACGAGUUCAAAACACCCGGCCACGAGGACGAAGACAUGUUUGAAAUCGUAUUCGCAGGCAAGGGAUACGCACCUGUGGACAUUGAUCACAAUGUCGAUGGUUUCGGUACGAUCACGGUCAACUACGGCACUGAUAUCCCCAAUCUCGACAAGCUCGAUGGACAGAAGAGGUAUCUGUAUGGACCUGGGUCGAUCCUCGUCGCUCAUUCGGACCACGAGGCCAUCACACUCAGCGAUCUGGAAACUGCAGUGCAGGACUACGAAAAGUUAAUCCUGCAUAGCUUGUCGUAG